Messenger RNA from Ailuropoda melanoleuca (giant panda), 1137 nucleotides. It is a transcript of the gene SPIN3, whose product is annotated as spindlin family member 3. NCBI's taxonomy places the organism in Eukaryota, Metazoa, Chordata, Mammalia, Carnivora, Ursidae. The record is from RefSeq and is a predicted model, not a curated record. Gene Ontology annotation, biological process: gamete generation.
AUGAAUAUUCUAUCCACCAAGGCUAUCAUUCAGAAUAGAAGGAGAGAUAGAGUUUCUCAGACAGACAAAGAUUGGGCCUCCCACACUGGAGGAGAGUCAGUGGCCCUGUGUGGCCCCGUGACUCCGAGAUGUUUGGUGGCCUUACCAAGGCCCCCGCGUGAGAGCAAGGGCUGCCUGCCCAGAGUCGGUGCUUGUGUGAGUUCGGGGAGCCUCCUGGAUGUAGCCCUGUGGCUGCGGGUCGGGCCAGCCAUUUCUGGCCGCUUUGUCGGGUCAGCCCAAGGUGGUGGUGACCGCCGCCGGCCGGUAGCACCAGGCCUUGGGAGGGAGCGCAAAAGUGACUUGCAAGCCAGCAGGGUGGCCCCCAGCUUGUCCAGGAGAGGUCCUAUUGAUACCCUAUUUGGAAAGGCUCCUGCAGGGUAGCAUUCCAGGACUCUUACAAGACAUACCAGUGUUGUUACUAUGAUGAAGAGAAAGGUUGCACACAAGAAGCAUAAGAGGAAGCCCACUUCCCAGCCUCAGAAGAACGUUGUGGUCUGCAGAAUUUGGAAUGGAUAGAAAGAUGGAGAUGAACCUCUAGCACAGUAGAAGGGAACCGUUCUGGAUCCCUCUUUGUAUCUUAACAAAUAUGAUGGAUUUGACUGUGUUUAUGGAUUGGAACUUCACAGAGAUAAAAGAGUGUCAUCACUUGAAGUCCUUCCUAAUAGAGUUGCAUCCUCUAGAAUCAGUGAUACACACUUAACAUAAAUUAUUACUGGUAAAGCAGUAGAACAUAUUUUUGAGACAGAGGAAGGUUCCAAAAAUGAAUGGAAGGGGAUUGUCUUAGCUCAGGCACCUGUCAUGAACACAUUGUUUUACAUUACCUAGAAAUUUUCAGUAUUCUAUAUGUAUCAGAUCUUAGAUGAUUAUAAAGACAGUGACCUACACAUCCUUCCAGAUUCCAAUGAUUCUUCUUCUGCAGAAAGGGAACUAGGAGAAGUUGUAGAUAACCUAGUAGGCAAACAGGAUGAAUAUGCCAAAGAUGAUGGCUGUAAGAGAACUGGCAUGGUCAUUCAUCAAGUAGAAACCAAACUCUGUGUACUUCAAUGAUUUGAUGAUGAUUUCCAUAUCUAUGUCUAUGAUUUGGUAAAAACAUCUUAG